Lolium perenne is the source of this 1675-nucleotide messenger RNA. RefSeq names its product patatin-like protein 2. Gene Ontology annotation, molecular function: monoacylglycerol lipase activity; glycerophospholipase activity. Lineage: Eukaryota; Viridiplantae; Streptophyta; Magnoliopsida; Poales; Poaceae. Gene Ontology annotation, biological process: lipid metabolic process. The record is from RefSeq and is a predicted model, not a curated record.
AUGCCUUAUAGCCACCCACAAACCCAACACAUCGCAGAGCAACAUAGCCACAUAGGCGCAUAGCGACAGCCUUGAAAUUAAGGGAGCACAGCGACGAACAGAAACAGACAAGUCUUCUGCAGGUACGUAGGGAGCCAUGUCGACGGUGCACGUCCCGGAGGUGAGCAGCGGCAGCGGGUCCCUGACCCUCGAGCCGGUGCAGCGGGCGCUCAGCAGCCUCGCAUCGACGUCGGCCACGACGCCCAGGUCCCCGCCGCCGUCCUUCGGGAGCAUCGUUACCGUGCUCAGCAUCGACGGCGGCGGCGUCCGCGGCAUCAUCCCCGGCACCAUCCUCGCCUUCCUCGAAGGAAAGCUCCAGGAGCUCGAUGGAGCCGACGUGAGGCUCGCGGACUACUUCGACGUGAUCGCCGGGACGAGCACCGGGGGCCUGGUGACGGCCAUGAUCACCGCGCCCAACGCAAAGGGCCGUCCGCUCUUCGCCGCCAAGGACAUCAACGACUUCUACCUCAAACACUGCCCCAAGAUCUUCCCUGCCGUCAGCGGCGGUGCUCUCGGCCUCCUCAGGAGCAUGAGGGGACCCAAGUACGACGGUCAGUACCUCCACUCCGUCGUGAGAGAGCUGCUGGGCGAAACGCGGGUGCACCAGGCACUGCAGAACAUCGUCAUCCCUACCUUCGACAUCAAGCUGCUACAGCCCACCAUCUUCUCCAGAUACGACGCUCUGAACGACGUCUCCAAGGACGCUCUCCUCUCCGAUGUCUGCAUCAGCACGUCCGCUGCGCCUACGUACCUCCCCGGCCACCAGUUCGAGACCAAGGACAAGGAUGGCAACACCCGGGCCUUCAAUCUCAUCGACGGAGGUGUCGCCGCAAACAACCCGACUAUGUUGGCGAUGACACACGUAAGCAAGCAGAUUCUAUUGGGCAACAAGGACUUCUUCCCCAUCAAGCCGGCGGACUACGGCAAAUUCAUGGUUCUAUCGCUAGGCACCGGCUCGGCCAAGGUGGAGGAGAAGUACGAUGCCGCCACAUCCGGCAAGUGGGGCAUCCUCAGCUGGCUCUACAACGAUGGUGCCUCGCCGCUCAUCGACAGCUUCAGCCAGGCCAGCGCUGACCUUGUUGACAUCGAGGCGUCUGUGUUCUUUCAGGCGCUGCACUCCGAGAAGCAAUACCUCCGCAUCCAGGACGACGAGCUCAAAGGAGAGACCUCCUCCGUUGACGUCUCCACCCCCGAGAACCUCAACAAGCUCGUCGAGGUCGGUAAGGCGCUGCUCAAGAGGAGAGUGUGCAUGGUGGACGUCGAGACCGGCAAGAGCGUGCCCGACAACAAAAGAGGCACCAAUGAAAAGGAGCUGAUCGAGUUCGCCUGCAUGCUGUCAAAGGAGCGCAAAGCCAGGCUCCAGAACAAAGGCGUAACAGUUGCACAGUAAACAUUAUCCAUGGGAUCUACUCGUCUGCAUGUCAAACAUUCAACUUCUAUGUGUUGUAUAGUAAUUGCAAGCCCAGUACGUCAAGCUUGUACAAUAUAAUUCAUUCGUUAAUCCAUUUGUAAUUUGUAAUUUCAAGAUUCAUCUGUACAAUAUCGUCUCGCAAUAUAUACUCCAAAUCCAAUACUAUAUGUAAGUCGGUAUGAAUCUGAGGGGCUCCAGAAUCGGUCGCCUCCUCUCUAUCUUAUU